Molecule: messenger RNA, 1649 nt
Organism: Megalopta genalis
Lineage: Eukaryota; Metazoa; Arthropoda; Insecta; Hymenoptera; Halictidae
Product: transmembrane protein 64
Biological process (GO): regulation of cytosolic calcium ion concentration
Cellular component (GO): endoplasmic reticulum
Source: RefSeq, a predicted model, not a curated record
AGCCACCCUCUAAGAACAAAUUUACGAAACAUUGUAUGUAAUAUGUAAAUGUUAUCGUACCUUUGACAUCAUCCUAUACCGUUCGUUGAGAACAGGAAACGUAAACGGAUUUCAAUUACAUAUUCCGUAUUUAACGCGGUUAUAUGAUUUGUAUUUUUAUUUUAAAUCCAUUAUAUUCUUCCAUAAGAAUGUGCAGUGAUACGAAAAAGAAGAAUAAGAAUCGAUCUACUGUUUGUAUAAAGCAGUGAUGAAAGAAACGACGAAGAACAAUUUAAGAGAUUCUUUAUUAUGAUAGUGUCACAAGGUAUAAUUCAAUGGCUUUAUUUUCGCUACUAUAAAAAGUAAUGUGUUGUACCAGGAGGAUGAUAAUUAAGUAGUCUUUUCCUUGUACAUAAUGAGGGAUAAUUGCAUCGACCAUGGACAUAAUUAAUAUAGAAGAUGUAGAAGGUAGUGUUAGACCAUCAAAGAACUCUUCGUCGAUACAAUGCAAUUGCAUAAAUUCAAAUUCGAUAUGUUACAUUGUUGUAACGAUCACUACUUUGGCUCUCUUGGGAGCAAUAGUUUUCAUCUGCAGAGACUACAUCAAAGUGCUGCUUUAUUGGAUUGAACAUCAAAACAUAUGGAUAGUCACUAUAAUAUUUAUUGCCUUGUUCACGGUGGUCUCAUUUCCCAUUGUGAUUGGUUAUCUAUUCCUUAUUAUAGCCAGUGGAUAUCUUUUCGGCAUAUUAAGAGGUAUUAUGAUGGUGGUAUUAUCAGCUAAUUUGGGAAUAGCCAUAGCACAUGUUACUCUUAGUGUAUUGUCAUCGAAACUGCCAAUUGGCGCACUCUUACAAAAUGAUACUGCAAGAGCAAUACUCAGAGUUAUAUCUGGACCACAGGCUUUCAAAGUCGUGCUGUUUGCAAGAUUGACUCCUAUUCCAUUUGGUCUGCAAAACACUAUUUUUGCAGUAAGCAACAUGGGUGGCAUCCAAUAUCAUUUAGCUAGUGCAUUAGGUUUAUUACCAGCUCAAAUAAUUAACAUUUAUUUGGGCAGUAGUCUGCGGUCCAUGCAAGAUGUUCUUGAAGAUAGAUCAACAGCAGCAACUGGUUACAUUGUCUUCUGUUUUCAGAUUCUAAUAGGUGUUUCAUUAAUGGUGUAUGUUGUGCAAAAAGCACGAAGAGAACUUCAGUUGGCAUUAUUAGAAUCAGACUUGGCCUCAAUGGCUGAUUCCUCUCAUUAUCUUCUUGAUACAUUACCAGAUUCUAAGAUAGUUUUGACGAAUUUACUCGCCUAAGACUCUUAUGUAAUUUUUAUUUCUGCAGCGGGUACACGCAUAUUUUAUGUUAGCGAUAUUAUUUACACUGUUCAUAUAUUUCUUUUCCAAAUUCAAAAUAUUUAAAAUAUUUCAUCACUGGACAACAUAAUUUAAUAUAAAAAAUUUAAUGUCAUUUAAUUAUUGAACAGAAAGAAAUAAUUUUACAAUUGGUAUCUGCAUACAUAAUAUUAUCGUAAAAAAACUGAGUAUUUUGUGAUACAAAAAGUAAAUAAUCGCUAGUUAUUUAAUUAAAUAUGAUUUAGAGAGAAUCUGCAAACAAUAACAGGAACAAAUAGUGUUUCGCAUACAUACACAAUUUUUUACUAUAAUAAGAUUUCUACAUUUUGUGCCAAA